This is a messenger RNA of Macrosteles quadrilineatus (aster leafhopper), 1735 nucleotides long. RefSeq lists its product as uncharacterized. Lineage: Eukaryota; Metazoa; Arthropoda; Insecta; Hemiptera; Cicadellidae. Gene Ontology annotation, molecular function: RNA polymerase II cis-regulatory region sequence-specific DNA binding; DNA-binding transcription factor activity, RNA polymerase II-specific. Gene Ontology annotation, biological process: regulation of transcription by RNA polymerase II. The transcript is spliced from 5 exons. Gene Ontology annotation, cellular component: nucleus. The record is from RefSeq and is a predicted model, not a curated record. The coding region runs from base 127 to 966 and encodes 279 amino acids.
UCAGUCGUGCGGUAGUAGUGCCAGGGUGAGCAACGAUUGCUUUAUGUUCAUUUAAUUAUACCAGUGUGCUAUUGUGGAUUGACAUUUUGGAUCUUCUUGUUCAUAUACUAUUGGAAUUUGGAGGGGAUGCCGAAGGAUUUCGAGUCGUCGUGGAACCAUUUGGAGGCCGUCACCUUGAAGAUGCCCGUGGGCAGUGUCGGACCUUACGCCUCAUGUGGAGCGUUGACCUCAGGGGAUGCGGACGACGGUCGCCUCAGCAGUGUCUACCCCCGGACUAGACGUCGCCUCUCCUCUAUAGGAGGAACAGACUCCAACAGCAGCGGGAGUGUUGACACAUCGGACCUUACUGACCAUGAGCGGGCUCAGGUCGAAAGCUGCUUUCGGGGUCUCAAAACUCAGGUAUUUGUGUGUGGAUCAUUGGCUAACCUCUACCUGGGCUCGGCUUCUAAUCCCGGACCCUGGGAACUCCACUACACCGGGAUCCCAGUUGUGCUCCUGGACUACGGUGAGACCAGGUCAAGGAACAAACGGAGGAUCCAGAUUCUACUGGCUGAGCGCGGAACUUGCUUUACUUUGUGGAGCGACACCAUCGACAACCUCUCUAGUUACAAAGUAUCAGGUACAGCGUUCCACACCAUGUGCCUCUCAUCAGACCACACCAAGUUGGUCGGGCUGAGUUUCGACUGUGUGGAAGCUGCCAAGGAGAUGUGGCAGCAUAUCGAGCGUCUAACUUCCGACCCAGAGAACAUCAGUCUCUCUGUACCCAAGAAGGGAAAGAAGAUGAAGAAGAAGGUCCCGGUGCAACCACUACCUCAAAAAUCUCACAUCUCCCAACCUUGUUGUUUUCAACACAUCACGAGUGUUGAGCCAGGAGAUCGAACCCGUUACUACUCCCUGCAAACCCUCCUUCCCGUCAUGCAGGAACUGUCGAUAUCCUCCAGUCCCGAACAUUCAGACGAGUCUUAGACUCAACGUCGUUUCUUGUACAAUCUAAGUCACUUAGUGCGUGUAAGUUUGUAAAUAGUCGUAAAUGUUAAAAAUAAACCAUGGCAGGAUACAUUUGGAUUUUCGUUUGAUAAAUCGGAAAGUCCUCUAAAAUGUCUAACAUUUUGAGUCAAAAUAGUAGGCUACUUGAGAGUGGUACCAUUAAGUAAAAUGAAACUGUGAUGCUAAAUAUGGUUUGCUGUAUAGCCCACAACUACAGGGUACUUUAUUGUUAUAUUUUGUACAUAUUUUAUAGUAUUUUUCCCCUUAUUGUGUUGAAAUUAAAAUAAUGUUUUAUGUGUUUUAAAUCAUUUUGUGUACCAUUGUGUUGUUGUAUAUGCGUUUGUAAUUUUAUUGUAUUAAAUUUAUUUUUGAUAUAAAAAUACCGUUAUAGGAUAUUAGUUAAUAAGACUGAUGUAUUUUUUAAACUCAAUCUAACAACCACAAAUAAGUAGAUAUUUAUUAUGUUCAGCAUUAAAUUAAAUAGACUGGCAAUAUCAUUUUGAACACAAUUUUAAGCCCACCGUUUAACGGACAUUAUUUUUAAUAAUUAAAUACAUUUGUUCCAUAAUCAUCCAUUGUAUUUAUUACAUCUUCAUUCAAUUUAAUUCUAACUCAAUCAUUUGUGCCUAUAUUAUAGUUGAUAAGAUAAGCCUGAUAAAACAUACCAUGUUGUAAAUUUGUUCUCUAGUUAUAAACUAGGUAUAUGUAUUGCUAUGAAUCUAAAUGCAAUAAAAAUGUAUUAAUUGAA